Molecule: messenger RNA, 805 nt
Organism: Populus euphratica (Euphrates poplar)
Lineage: Eukaryota; Viridiplantae; Streptophyta; Magnoliopsida; Malpighiales; Salicaceae
Exons: 2
Coding region: 33-392 (119 amino acids)
Source: RefSeq, a predicted model, not a curated record
AUUGCUAUAGUAGUUUUUAGCAUUUAAUAAUUAUGGAUUCUCCUAGAAGUGGCCUUUUCGCUUUUGUGCUUCUUCAAGCUAUUUUCUUGCUUUCUUCUCCAGUGCACUGUGAUGAGGAAGACGAUCUUCUUCAAGGUCUGAACAGCUACAGGCUCUCUUUAACCUUGCCAGCUUGCCUUGCUGAUAAAAUUGCUGACAAGCUAGAGGACCAACCUUGUACUGCAGCAAGAGCAGCAAGCCCUGUCCAAAUAGAAAGCUACCCUGACAUACUAUCAGAGUGUGGCAUUGAUGUUAAUCACACUACUGAAGGUGUUGUAUUGCCUGCUUGCGGACCCCAUUUGGUCCCAACUUUAUUGCUAACAAAUUAUACACGAACCACGUAUUCAAAAUAAAUCAAUGAUUCAAGGUUCACUGGGGCAGGACUAGGUCACGAGGAUGAUUGGAUGGUGGUGGUCUUAACCACAAGCACCCCGGGAGGGGACUUUGCUGGGGCUAUUAAUUUGGUUUCCAAGGUUGGUUUUGGCCAUUCCUUGGUGACCUUGUUGCUAGGAGUUCUUGUGUAUCGAGUGUAUUAAAAUUAGGUGAUAACGAUGGCCGGCACUCUUGUGUUGUUUCCUUAGUUGGCAUUGUAUGUUAUGUGUUGUUGUAGAUCAAGAAAUUUAGCAGGCUUAGUUCUUAUCCUCCUAACAUUCUGAUGUUGUAACAGACAUUUGGAACGUCAUCCAAGGUUGUUCGUCAUUCAAUCUGUAGUUCCUAUUUCAAAAUUUUCUUGUGAAAUGUAUUGAUAUGUGAAUGAUUUUGACUA